AUGAUCAUCUUCGAGGGGGUGAACUUCAUAAGGGAGAGGAGCCGAGGAGUGCUCACGAGGUGGGUCUGCGGAAGGAAACGGAGGCUGCAGUGCAUCGCAUCAUUGACGACCGUGGACGGGGAAGUCAUCAAGAGGGCUCGUCCGCGGAAAUACCACGGACUUACAGAAAAGCAACGAAAAGAAGAACUGUUCACAUCUUUGUAUUUUGUCUCGUUAGUAGCUGAGACCAAAGUUCUGGAAGCAGACGAGGUCAUCAUGAUACCGACCAGGAGUGGCAAGAAGUUCCUGCUGAUGCUGGACGGGUACACGUACUCCCAAGUGCAUUACAGCACGCACUGGCUGUGCUCUUCGAAGGCGACUGGGUGCACCGCGAGAGUUCGCCGUCUACCAGAGGGCCCCGUGUUAAGGGUCAACACGCAGCAUACGCACCCACCGCCAAACUACAUCUUCAAGGACGGCUCUUAUUACAAAAUC
Messenger RNA from Iphiclides podalirius (scarce swallowtail), 474 nucleotides. The record is from the annotation of a GenBank genome assembly. NCBI's taxonomy places the organism in Eukaryota, Metazoa, Arthropoda, Insecta, Lepidoptera, Papilionidae.